Toxotes jaculatrix (banded archerfish) is the source of this 5448-nucleotide messenger RNA. RefSeq names its product NCK adaptor protein 1b (gene nck1b). Lineage: Eukaryota; Metazoa; Chordata; Actinopteri; Toxotidae. The coding region runs from base 268 to 1449 and encodes 393 amino acids. The record is from RefSeq and is a predicted model, not a curated record. Gene Ontology annotation, molecular function: ephrin receptor binding. Gene Ontology annotation, biological process: positive regulation of translation in response to endoplasmic reticulum stress; negative regulation of endoplasmic reticulum stress-induced eIF2 alpha phosphorylation; positive regulation of endoplasmic reticulum stress-induced intrinsic apoptotic signaling pathway. The transcript is spliced from 5 exons.
CAUGCUUUGAUAUAGAAAUGCUAUUCCAACGGGGCACAGCGUCUCAUCAGCUAGGCUAGCUUGUUGGAGUGGAAAAAUAACUGGCUGCUGGCUAGGGGUCUAGAUAUCAUUUGUGUGCAUCAACUCUCAGCUUGGGUGACGGUUCUACACAUUAAAUCUUUCCGAAAGGAAAUAAGAAAAGGUGGCCAUCGGCAAUCAGGUCAACAGAGACGUAUCAGAGCCCUUGAAGUUCUCAGCUUUGAUGCAGUACAGUGUACCUAGUGCAAGAUGACGGAAGAGGUGAUUGUCAUCGCCAAGUUUGACUACAUGGCUCAGCAGGACCAGGAGCUGGACAUCAAGAAAAACGAGCGCCUCUGGCUCCUCGACGACUCCAAGUCCUGGUGGAGGGUUCGAAAUGCCACCAACAAAACAGGCUUUGUGCCGUCCAACUACGUGGAGAGGAAAAACAGUGCCAGGAAAGCUUCUAUUGUCAAGAACCUCAAAGACACACUUGGAAUUGGGAAGGUGAAGGGCAGAAAGGGUGUGGGGAGAGACACAGCGUCCAAUGCCGACACAGAUAUGUAUGCAGAUAACGGCGAGCGGCUGUACGACCUCAACCUGCCCGCCUUGGUCAAGUUCAGCUACUCAGCUGAGCGUGAGGACGAGCUCUCUCUGGUGAAAGGCACACGGGUGGUGGUGAUGGAGAAGUGCAGCGAUGGCUGGUGGCGUGGCAGCUACAAUGGACGAUCGGGCUGGUUUCCGUCCAACUAUGUAACGGAGGACGUGGAUGGGACGGCGGGGGGAGGGGGAAUGGGCGGGGUCAGUGAACCGGUCGGCUCGUUGACAGAGAAGCUAGCGGCCGUGGUGAACAGCACCACGAACGGAAACAGGGUGCUGCACACGGUUCAAGCGCUCUACCCCUUCAACUCAGGCAACGACGAGGAGCUGAACUUUGAGAAGGGCGAGGUGAUGGAGGUCGUGGAAAAGCCGGAGAACGACCCGGAGUGGUGGAAGUGCCGCAAAGCGGACGGACAGCUGGGCUUGGUGCCUAAGAACUACGUCACUGUGCUGGACUCCACCUCCCAUAAACCCCCAGCUGGGCUUGCUGGGCCGCCCACACCUGACUGUGACUACAUCUCGCCUUCAGGCAGCGGGCGCUUUGCGGGCAAGGAGUGGUACUACGGAAAGGUGACACGCCACCAGGCAGAGGUGGCGCUCAACCAGAGGGGCGCAGAGGGAGACUUCCUCAUCCGAGACAGCGAGUCAUCGCCAAACGAUUUCUCCAUCUCCCUGAAGGCGCAGAGCAAGAACAAGCAUUUCAAAGUGCAGCUGAAGGAAAACCUUUACUGCAUUGGACAGCGCAAGUUCAACUCUAUGGAAGAGCUUGUUGAACACUACAAAAAAGCCCCCAUCUUCACCAGUGAGCAGGGAGACAAACUGUACCUGAUCAAGGCCUUGGCUGCCUCCUGAUCCCUCUCUGUUACGCACACAUGCACUCUCACACAGACACACACACCUACAUGUUGUUAACUGCAUCCAUAUAAAUAUAUAUACAUACUUACGCAAGAACACACACUAACAUUUAAACUCCAAGCCUGAGGACUUAACACAUCAUCAGGACUUAAAUGCGAGCAUUCCAAGAGGAGGUAUGGAAGCAAAAGCAUGGGAGAGACUCGGAGGAAUGGAGGGUGAGACAAAAUGACUAUGGACUCCUGAGAGUUGACUACAGACCUCUUGGUCGCCUAUUUUAAAUUAUCCAGAUGUGUUAGGUCAUAGGCAAUGCCAUGUAUUUCCACCUUGAUAUCUAUUAGAGUUGCAUUUAGUUUCCUCUUUUUUUGUUUUUGUUGAUAAUAUAUAAUCUUUUAACAGUUUCUUUUUAAAAUGUGAUGAUUUUUUUAAUUAUAUCCAUUACACAACAACCAACCAUAUUAGGCAUUUUUUUUUCCAGAUGUUAGGAGAUUCAGAAUCUAUCUUAGAGAGAUCUACAUUUCAACUCAUUUUUGUGUUGUUUGUCUUAACUCAUUCUUUACGGUUGUGGAUGCACUAAUCCACAACUUCUUGCUAAAUGCUAAUCAUGAAUAAAACUUAAGUGACCAAAAUAUAUUUAUUGAUACAAUUCUAUUAGGAUCAUGGUUGUAGAGAUUGGAAUAUCACAGUGUGCAUCUGUGUGUGAUGGGAAGAUUCCUCUUCUUGUGCAAGGUCAAACUAGAUAUUCAUCUUUCUUUUUGUACUACAGAACUGCUUGUCUCACAUAUUGCUGUAUCCAUAUCAUGUGAAUGUUACAAAGGCGAGGCACCAGAGACAGUGGGGAGCUCAAGGUCCCAUAACUUUGCAUGCAGACGGAGUCGUGUCCUUCACCCUUCGCACCUUCGCUGGAAGAGUGAGAUUGAUGGAGUUUAUCCGUGUGUCUGAAGGUCCUGAAGAGUCGAAAAGUUGAAAUUUGGAGCAGCUCCCGCCGCCCCCCCCCGCCCCCCUAUCCCCCGCACCCUGCCCCUUCAAAAAAAAAUGGCGUGUGAGUGUGACUGACAGCUGAUGCAUCCUCCCAGUGUUGCCAAAGGGGACAUCGCUCUCUGGAGGUGAGGAGGAAGGAGGGCAAGGGGGGUGGGGGUGGGGGAGGGGGGUGGGAUGUACACUGAGCAGUUCUGUGGAAGCUGGUAGGGGAAAUGGAGGGCCAGUCCAGGCAGUCCAGAGGAUGAUGUCACUGCUCUUGAAUUAGUAAUCACUGGAGGGAAUGGAGGAGUUAAAGGUCACCCAGGGGUCGUGUUUGUGUGGUUGCAGAGCAUAUACAUCAAGCUAGGAGACACCCUCUUUCUUAAGCAUGUACAAAGGAUUUUCAGAAAACAAUUCCUUAUGGCUAAGAGCUGCUGGAAGAAAAGAAAACUAUUUUAAAUGCUUUGAUGUUUUCUUUGAUCUGGGCAUUUAUAUCCAUGACGGAUUUAUAAGAGCAAGUUUAAGUGUCUGUAAAGUCUCCGAGUUUGGUGAGCACAGCUUGCUGUAUUGUCAGUGUCAAGGUAGAAUACGUUUUCAGUGCAACACAUGGUUUAUAUUUACUGUAAAGGUUUCUAGUGAAUGGGUAUUUGUGGAACGAAAAAAUGGACCAAGCGGUGUUUGAAUGUCUAAGGGCAGCUAGUACCAGUGCCUGCAGCGUUGGCAGGGAGCUGCACCAGCCGCGGGCUCAGGGAGACGAUGGCGAUGAUGAUGAUGAUCGCAAUGCCUGUAAUGAUGACUUCUCCAGCUGUGGCCAGUUGGAACUGAACGCAGAAAGAGAAAGAGAGAGCAAGAGUAGAAGAGGGAUUUCACAGAGGAGGAAUGGAAAAGUGAACCCUAAGAAAAAAAAAACAAAAGCAGUGAAUUAGGAUCUAGGGAGGAGACUUUGAGAAUCUGUUCCACUGGAUAAGUGUAUCUGGAAUUCCGCUCCCAGUCAUAUUCGGGUGGGGAAAAUGAACGGAGGCCAACGCUGAUGUAUCAUAGUAGAGAAAAAAAUAUUUUGGAUGGGAGUUUUUUGGAAGGGCUUUUUAGGUCUAGUCAAUCCAAGCAUUAAAAAACUGCAGUCAUGCCACACAGAGCACAAAACAUGGGUGUGAACCUUUUUUUCUCUCCAUUCCCCAGGUGACUGAGCUAUUCAUACAAGAGCAGUGUGAUGACAGUGUGUUUUUUGUGUGCUUCGGAGCUGUAAAAGAUUAAUUAUAAACAGAGAAACAAUUACCUUUCAAUUUGAUUUAUGAUGGCAAGUUAAAAUGGCAAGUUAUAAUUUUACAUCUACUGCACUGCUACUGGUCAAAAUCUUAAUUUAACUGUAAUUAUUCUACAAGAGAAACAGUUUAUACAUUAGAAAAAGCAACAUUCCAAGAUGAAAGCUUCUGUUAGGAUUGAACAAAUUUCUGUCUAUGUGCAUCUUUUUUUUUUUGUGUUAAUUUUAGGUUCUAAAUCUAUGAAGAUUUAUUUCAAUUUCACAUACUACCAUCAUUUCAACAUGUGUAGGAUAUUUGUACCUGAUUUCCCACUUAAGUUUCUGUAUGUGACUGUGUUACCAGUUGCCAGAUAAGUACUUGGGUUACAGGAAUCCUGUUACAUGUCACUUUAAACACACAACCCCUAGCUGUUGUAUUGGUGCCACAUUGCUGACACUUUGUGCAAGAUAGUUUGCCUGCAGUUGUAAUAAACUGCUGUCAGCAACCCUUUUUUUUUUUUUUUUUUUGUGCGGGCGUGUGUGUGAGAAAUUUCCUCCCCGACUUCCAUUUCUACAGAAUCUGCAAUAUUACGCAGCAUUAAAGUGACAAACGCCAACGCAAUGUGCCCCAGUUAGAAGGAUUUAGGAUGAGAUUUUAAUGUGCCUUCACAGCUUUCUGUCAACCAAAGGUUUAGUGUCCCCUUUUUUUUCUUUAUCCAGUUCUUCCCACUUGUCAGUGCUGUGUGCUAUUUGGUUAAAGCUUUGCAUGUGCAUCAGUUGAGUCUGAUCAGUGAGCGAUGUGUUGGGGUGUUUGAAAACAUCCUUGUAGAGAAGGGUAUUUCCUCAUUCAACGCUCACUUUCUUGACGUAGGUUGAACAUGUCAGUCUGUUUUUUUGGUCAUGCAUAAAAUGCCCAUUAGUUGAUAUUGUGUGUAGUUUCAAGUGACCUUACUGUAGCUGAUCUCAUCAAGUAUAACUUCUUUAUGUACAGUAUAAAAAUAUGUGCUGAUGUUAUUUCAGAAACAUAACCCCAGGUGUGAUGUAAUCAUGACCUGAAUCUCAUGUAUGAGCACCUCAAGUAACGGUAUCACAUAUUGUUGGUUGUGAAGAAACUGUCAUGGUUUCCAAGGAAAUAGUUUUUUAUGUCUGUAUGUAUUUCAUAUAAGACUAGUGUAAGACAUUCACUUUUGCAGUUUAGCCACUUAAAUAUGUAAAAAAAAAAAACAUCCUCAAUACUUAAAUGUGUUACUUGAUAUACAAAUACAAAACUACAGUAUCUCCCUGCAUAGAUAUUGUUAUAAACUGGGAUCUUUUCAUUUUACAACAAUGAAGGCUGCAUGAGCCGAGCCUUGUAGCUGUACAGAAAUGGUUCUAAAUCUGCUUAAAAGACAUUGAAGUCAGUUGUGACAGAUAUUAUCAAGAGAUUGUUUAUCAAACUAUUUUUCAUGAUCAAGAACUACAGCGCAGCUGGAACUCUUUAUUUCCCGUCUGCUUAACAAGCCUGAGAGAAUCUUGAAUCUUAAGAUUGAUUUUUUGAUAAUAUUCAGAACAAAUGGCCCAUGUUUAACUUUGGUGCUUUUGUGCUGCUUACAUUUCUAUGGUGUUCUUUGUCUCACAAAGCUUUGUUCUGUAUGAGAGAGAGUGAAGAUCCAUGCUGUGGAAUGGUAAAGGCAGUGCUGUGAAAAUUUAAUGUCAUGCUCUUAAUACUGUUCUUAUGGAGGGGAGACUGUUUUCAGGUGUAAUAAUUUAGAAGAGUUUAUUAGAGUGUUUGAAAGAUGUAAUAAACAACACAAAACUUA